CGUUCGCGGCCGUGGAAGGUCACUUCGUGAGGUUGAGGCGAAGAAGAGCGGUCGCUGUAUUUUUUUGCCGCCACUUACCGCUAAGCUUCAUCUUGUCUUCCCAAAAGUUUGAUUCACGUAUUUGGAACGUAUAGCGGCCGUCAUGAGCACACACACGAAGUACCAGACUCCGCUGUCAUCGCGCUAUGCAAGUGCCGAGAUGUCUUUCCUGUGGAGCGACCAAAAGAAGUUCUCGACCUGGAGGAAGUUAUGGAUCUACCUGGCUACAGCCGAAAAGUCCCUGGGGCUCCCCAUCACUGACGAGCAGAUCAAGGAAAUGCAGGACCACGUGGACGAGAUUGACUUUGCGGCGGCAUCUGAAGAAGAGCGCCUGACACGCCACGACGUGAUGGCCCAUGUGCACGUCUUUGCCAAGCAGUGCCCCAAGGCGGCACCAAUCAUCCACUUGGGGGCCACCUCCUGCUACGUUGGCGACAACACGGAUUUGAUCCAACUCAAGGAGGCCUUUGGAAUCCUUCUGCCCAAGCUUGCCCGUUGCAUCCAGCGGCUUGCAAAGUUUGCAACUGAGUACGCCACGAUUCCAACACUUGGGUACACGCACUUCCAGCCGGCGCAGCUGACGACGGUGGGCAAGCGGGCGUGCCUGUGGGUGCAGGACCUGCUGAUGGACCUGCGCAACCUGCAGCGGGCGCAGGCGGACCUGCGCUUUCGCGGGGUCAAGGGCACCACGGGCACCCAGGCCAGCUUCCUGCAGCUUUUCGAGGGCGACCACGCCAAGGUGCAGGAACUCGAUCGGCUUGUCACCAAGAUGGCCGGAUUCGAAAAGGCCUACGUAGUCUGCGGCCAGACCUACAGUCGCAAGGUCGACAUCGACUGCCUCGCAGCACUGGCCAGCCUCGGUGCCUCAGUUCACAAGAUCUGCACCGACCUCCGGCUGCUGGCGCACAUGAAGGAAGUGGAGGAGCCCUUUGAGAAGACUCAGAUCGGGUCGUCCGCGAUGCCGUACAAGCGCAACCCAAUGCGAAGCGAGCGGUGUUGCUCCCUGUCGCGCCACCUGAUGGCGCUAGUGGCCGACCCACUCACCACGCAGGCCACCCAGUGGAUGGAGCGCACCCUCGACGACAGCGCCAACCGGCGUAUCUGCUUGGGCGAGGCGUUCCUCACGGCGGACGUGGUGCUGAACACCCUGCAGAACAUCUCCGAGGGCCUGGUCGUCUACCCCGAGGUGAUCAAAGCCCACAUCCGCCAGGAGUUGCCCUUCAUGGCCACAGAGAACAUCAUCAUGGCCAUGGUCAAGGCCGGCGGCAACCGACAGGACUGCCACGAGCGCAUUCGCGUCCUGUCACACGAGGCAGCUGCCCAGGUCAAGGAAAAAGGCCUGUCCAAUGACCUGGUGGAGCGCAUCCGGGCUGACUCCUACUUUGCCCCGAUUCACCAGCAGCUCGAUUCACUGCUGCACCCUUCGUCAUUCACUGGGCGGGCCUCUGAACAGGUGAAGGAGUUUGUGGAGAAGGAGGUGAUGCCUGCCCUGGAGCCGUACAAAGCGCACAUGAACGUCGACGCCACCGUCCAGCUGUGAAUACUCGGUUGUUGACGUUGUUGCCACUGAGGUUACAUUAGCUGCAAGGCAGCAAUUAGCUGUUCAAUCUAAGAGCGAAAAAAUGAAACAGUUAUUUUCCAUGUCCUAAAAUAAAUAUGUGCUGCAUUUGUUAA
Molecule: messenger RNA, 1713 nt
Organism: Dermacentor andersoni
Lineage: Eukaryota; Metazoa; Arthropoda; Arachnida; Ixodida; Ixodidae
Gene: Adsl
Product: adenylosuccinate lyase
Biological process (GO): 'de novo' AMP biosynthetic process
Cellular component (GO): cytosol
Molecular function (GO): N6-(1,2-dicarboxyethyl)AMP AMP-lyase (fumarate-forming) activity; (S)-2-(5-amino-1-(5-phospho-D-ribosyl)imidazole-4-carboxamido) succinate lyase (fumarate-forming) activity
Source: RefSeq, a predicted model, not a curated record